Molecule: messenger RNA, 728 nt
Organism: Camelus dromedarius (Arabian camel)
Lineage: Eukaryota; Metazoa; Chordata; Mammalia; Artiodactyla; Camelidae
Gene: RPL22L1
Product: ribosomal protein L22 like 1
Exons: 4
Coding region: 23-391 (122 amino acids)
Biological process (GO): cytoplasmic translation
Cellular component (GO): ribosome
Molecular function (GO): structural constituent of ribosome; RNA binding
Source: RefSeq, a predicted model, not a curated record
AUCGCGCGGCCGGCUUUCCAAGAUGGCGCCGAAGAAAGACAAGAAGCCUAAGAAGUCAACCUGGAAGUUUAAUUUGGACCUUACUCAUCCAGUAGAAGAUGGAAUUUUUGAUUCUGGAAAUUUUGAACAGUUUCUACGUGAGAAGGUUAAAGUGAACGGAAAAACUGGAAAUCUUGGGAAUGUUGUUCACAUUGAACGCUUCAAGAAUAAAAUAACAGUUGUUUCUGAGAAACAAUUCUCUAAAAGGUAUUUGAAGUAUCUAACCAAGAAAUACCUUAAAAAGAACAAUCUUCGUGAUUGGCUUCGUGUGGUUGCAUCUGACAAGGAGACUUACGAACUUCGUUAUUUCCAGAUUAGUCAAGAUGAAGAUGGAUCUGAGUCUGAGGAUUAGGUGAAGCCACCCAUUAUAGGGCUUUGCUUGCUAAUAAAACAAGUGACAUAUGUACAAGAGGAAAAGACAUCUAGAAAUUGACCUUUGGUUUAUCAGUGAAUGAAAAGCAUUGUACUCUGUUAAGCAUUCGAUUUAAGUAUAUACUGUUUACAUGGUGCUAGCUUUCCUUUAAUAUUUUCUAUAAGCAAUAUUUAAAUAGCUAAGUGGAAUUUCCCCCAGGAUUUCUGAACUGUAUUGCUUUUUAAAAUGUACCAGUAUAGUAUAGGAAAAAAUGAAGCACAAUUUGGGGCAUAACUUUAUAUAAUAAAAUAUUUAAAAUUCUCGUGACAGUCUCAAA